Adineta steineri is the source of this 552-nucleotide messenger RNA. The record is from the annotation of a GenBank genome assembly. Lineage: Eukaryota; Metazoa; Rotifera; Eurotatoria; Adinetida; Adinetidae.
AUGGAACUCGCUAAAUAUUAUUUGGAACAAGUAAGAUAUGAUCGAAAACGUGCACGAGAAAUUGGUCCUGAUCGUGCUUGUACUGAAUGGUUGUUAAGAUGUGGUGGUUCUGUACGUUUUAAACAUUGGGGUUCAUUUAUAUCAAAUUAUAAUACGAUACCCACUGGUGCUUCUGGGCAAUUUCAUAUUGAAGAAAUUCGAGCUGUUAACGCUUGUAUUACAUCUGAAGGUUUUGCAUAUUUAGAUGGAUUGAGUCAUUUGAAAAAAAUUCAUUUAGAAAAAUGUGAUCAAGUUGCUGAUAGUUCUUUUGCUCGGUGUAAUAAAGUAAAGGAAACAUUAGAAUCCAUAACACUUAUCGAUUUAACUCAAAUUAGUGAUAAUGGUCUUGCGUAUCUAGCUGGAUUGAAAAACUUGAAACAAAUUGAUUUGGCUCGUUUACCAAAUGUGAAAAAUCGUGAAGCAGUAAUGAAAUUAUUAAAAAAUGAAUUGCCUCAAUGUACAAUUAUUUAUAAUGAUGAACAUCCUCCUGCUUUCGAACUCAAAGAGAAAUGA